Molecule: messenger RNA, 732 nt
Organism: Drosophila melanogaster (fruit fly)
Lineage: Eukaryota; Metazoa; Arthropoda; Insecta; Diptera; Drosophilidae
Gene: Cpr65Ax2
Product: cuticular protein 65Ax2
Exons: 2
Coding region: 48-356 (102 amino acids)
Cellular component (GO): chitin-based extracellular matrix
Molecular function (GO): structural constituent of chitin-based cuticle; structural constituent of cuticle
Source: RefSeq, marked reviewed
ACAGUAUAGUAAUCAUUGAGUCUUCAACGAUCUACCACGUCUUCAAUAUGAAAUUCGCCAUCGUCCUGUUCGCCCUCUUUGCCGUGGCCCUGGCUGCCCCUACUGUCGAGGUCCUGCGAUCGGAUAGCAAUGUUGGAAUCGAUAACUACUCAUAUGCAGUUGAAACCAGCGACGGUACCUCGAAGAGCGAGGAGGGUGUGCUGAAGAACGCCGGCACCGAGCUAGAGGCCAUCUCAACCCACGGCUCCUUCAGCUACGUGGGCCCUGAUGGCCAGACCUACACCGUCACCUACGUGGCCGAUGAGAACGGAUUCCAGCCCCAGGGUGCUCAUCUGCCCGUUGCCCCCGUUGCCUAAGUUAAGGAGUUGAAAUAAAUUGUUUAUAAAAGAAUACUCUUUGUUUGGCUUUCAAAAAAGCCUGGACAUGCAGUGGGGGAAAAUCAUUUACUAUGUCUAGUAGUGAAAAAAAACUUAAUUGGUACAAAAAUGUGUCUUGGUUAACUAGUUAUUUAAUUAAUUUUACGGGGUACGUGGUUGCUGUUACAGUUUCCCAGAAGCAAAAGACGUUUGCGGCUUAGUGGGGCAACAUAUUGAACCAACUUUUGACGUCACUUCAUCUGCAUCCCUAAUCUUCGUUGCCAACAACUCAGAAGUACGAAAUGUGGAAUCGAACUAGAAUUUGUUUUGACUUCUGUGGAUUUCUUAAGAACGUAUAAAUAAUUACCGCACACCU